AUGCACAUGCGCUCGCUGCGCGCCGCGGCGCCGCACAGCUUCGUGGCGCUCUGGGCGCCGCUGUUCCUGCUGCGCUCCGCCCUGGCCGACUUCAGCCUGGACAACGAGGUGCACUCGAGCUUCAUCCAUCGGCGCCUCCGCAGUCAGGAGCGCCGAGAGAUGCAGCGCGAGAUCCUCUCCAUCUUGGGCUUGCCCCAUCGCCCGCGCCCCCACCUCCAGGGCAAGCACAACUCGGCGCCCAUGUUCAUGCUGGACCUGUACAAUGCCAUGGCGGUGGAGGAGGGCGGCGGGCCCGACGGCCAGGGCUUUUCCUACCCCUACAAGGCCGUCUUCAGUACCCAAGGCCCCCCUCUGGCCAGCCUGCAAGAUAGCCACUUCCUCACCGACGCCGACAUGGUCAUGAGCUUCGUCAACCUUGUGGAACAUGACAAAGAGUUCUUCCACCCGCGCUACCACCACCGGGAGUUCCGGUUUGAUCUCUCCAAGAUCCCAGAAGGGGAGGCCGUGACUGCAGCUGAGUUCCGCAUUUACAAGGACUACAUCCGGGAACACUUCCACAAUGAGACAUUCCGGAUCAGUGUCUAUCAGGUGUUGCAAGAGCACCUGGGCAGGGAGUCUGACCUGUUCCUGCUCGACAGCCGCACCCUCUGGGCCUCAGAGGAGGGCUGGCUCGUUUUUGACAUCACAGCCACCAGCAACCACUGGGUGGUCAACCCGCGGCACAACCUGGGCCUGCAGUUGUCAGUGGAGACUCUGGACGGACAGAGCAUCAACCCCAAGUUGGCGGGCCUGAUCGGGCGGCAGGGGCCCCAGAACAAGCAGCCCUUCAUGGUGGCCUUCUUCAAGGCCACUGAAGUCCACCUCCGCAGCACCCGCUCCACGGGGGGCAAGCAGCGCAGCCAGAAUCGCUCCAAGACGCCCAAGAACCAGGAAGCCCUGCGGGUGGCCAACGUCGCAGAAAACAGCAGCAGCGACCAGAGGCAGGCAUGUAAGAAGCACGAGCUAUACGUCAGCUUCCGGGACCUGGGCUGGCAGGACUGGAUCAUCGCACCCGAAGGCUAUGCCGCCUACUACUGUGAGGGGGAGUGCGCCUUCCCUCUGAAUUCCUACAUGAACGCCACCAACCACGCCAUCGUGCAGACGCUGGUGCACUUCAUCAACCCAGAAACAGUGCCCAAGCCUUGCUGUGCUCCGACUCAGCUCAAUGCCAUCUCCGUGCUCUACUUCGAUGACAGCUCCAACGUCAUUCUGAAGAAAUACAGAAACAUGGUUGUCCGGGCUUGUGGCUGCCACUAGCUCUUCCUGGAAGUCACACGCUUCCGAGUCACGGUUUUCUGGAUCCUGGGUCUCUCACCGUCCAGCACCUCCCACCUCCUCGGCGAGGAGCCA
This is a messenger RNA of Budorcas taxicolor (takin), 1389 nucleotides long. RefSeq names its product bone morphogenetic protein 7 (gene BMP7). Gene Ontology annotation, molecular function: growth factor activity; cytokine activity. Gene Ontology annotation, biological process: SMAD protein signal transduction. The transcript has 7 exons. Gene Ontology annotation, cellular component: extracellular region. The coding region runs from base 1 to 1296 and encodes 431 amino acids. The record is from RefSeq and is a predicted model, not a curated record. NCBI's taxonomy places the organism in Eukaryota, Metazoa, Chordata, Mammalia, Artiodactyla, Bovidae.